AUGUCAACCACGGAACAAGUAACGCCCACCGACGCUGGGGUACAUCCCUCUGCAAUUGGCACCAAUGUGCGCCCCGACACAACCCAACAAAGCGAUCCAAAUCCAUCCGAAACGGCGACUAUUGGAAACGAAAACCAUGACGAGUACCCGGAGCAGAAACACGCGGGAAAAGUUGGCUAUGGACCGCAGUACCGUCCGGGACCAACUUUCGCCGACAAAGUGACUGGAUUGAAAGAAGAAGUCAAAGGAAAGAUUACUGGAAAUCAAGGCCUCGUGCAGGAAGGUCACGAACGACGGACCGGAGAAUUGAAACGCAAAGAAAAAGAAGCAGACAUGAAUGAUCCUUUUUCGAACCAACAAACCGAACAUAACGUCGUGCAAGAACAGCAUCCAGAUGACAGUCAUGGAGCAGGGAAAAAAUGA
Messenger RNA from Desarmillaria tabescens, 423 nucleotides. RefSeq lists its product as uncharacterized. The transcript has 3 exons. Lineage: Eukaryota; Fungi; Basidiomycota; Agaricomycetes; Agaricales; Physalacriaceae. The record is from RefSeq and is a predicted model, not a curated record. The coding region runs from base 1 to 423 and encodes 140 amino acids.